UUGUACUCUGGCGCCCGUUCUCAACCAGAUGAUUAUCUACAGAUUGGUGCAAAAUUCGUGAUAGGCACCUAUAAAUGACGUCAGAUAUCGCUAAACGUCAGAGAACUGUUCCAUCAGCUAAAGUAUUUGAAUUUAUUUGGAAGAGACCAGUUCCUGAAGUUUUGCAGACUGGGGAGUAUUUUGAUCGAUAUGACGAGGAAACUGGAAUUUUAGAACCAAACUGUUUUGUUCGAGUAGAUAAAGAUGGCUUUUUUAUUUACUGGCAAAGUGAAAACAAUGAUAGUCAGCAGCUUGAACUCUCCCAAAUAAGUGAUGUUCGUUCUGGGACAAAACCCAAGGAUGAAAAAUUAGCUUUACAAAUUCAAGAAAAAUCAGGCAAAUCAUGGGAUCGUAUUGUGACAAUAUGCAGUGGUUUAGAUUUAGUCAAUAUUAAUUAUACUCAUAUGGUAGCUAAAGAUGCUGAAACAGCUUCUUUUUGGAUACAAUCUUUGCGAAGUUUAACACAUAAUACAAAAGCAGCUAAUGUAUGCCCUAUGACUCAAUUGAGAAAACACUGGCUACGGCUAACACUCACUUUGAAUGCACGUAAUCGUAUACCUGUACGUGUAAUUAUGAAAACAUUUGCCUCAGGUCGUAAUGAACGUAUUGUUUAUCAAAGUUUAAAAGAUUUAAAUUUACCUCAUGGAAAGAACGAUGAUAUUGAUCCGAAUGAAUUUCCAUUUGAAAAAUUCUAUGAAUUAUAUCAUAAAAUAUGUCCUCGUACAGAUAUUGAAGAUUUAUUUAAAUCUCUAUCCAAAGGCAAAAGUCAUAUACAUGCAGAUAAAAUGAUUGAGUUUCUUAAUGAAACUCAACGUGAUCCUCGUUUAAAUGAAAUUCUCUAUCCAUUUGCUAACAAACAAACGAUUAAGUAUAUUCAAGAAAAUUAUGAAACACAAGAAGAAUUUAAAAAUACUGACGAAAUAUCCAUUGAAUGCUUUUAUCGUUAUUUAAUGUCGGAUGAUAAUGCAUGUGUAUUUUUGGAUAAAUUAGAUAUUUAUCAAGAUAUGGAUCAACCACUUAGUCAUUAUUAUAUUAAUUCAUCACAUAAUACAUAUUUAAUUGGACGACAAUUCGGUGGUAAAUCAUCAGUUGAAAUGUAUCGACAAGUACUGUUAGCUGGUUGUCGAUGUAUUGAAUUAGACUGUUGGGAUGGUCGAGGUGAAGAUCAAGAACCAAUCAUCACGCAUGGUAAAGCAAUGUGUACUGAUAUAUUGUUUAAGGACGUGAUUUAUGCUAUUCGAGAUACAGCAUUCGUUGCAAGCGAUUGUCCUGUAAUCAUGUCAUUUGAGAACCAUUGCAGCAAACAUCAACAAUAUAAACUAGCGAAAUAUUGUGAAGAGAUACUUGGAGAUAUGUUAUUGACAAAACCUUUAGAUAAUUAUCCGUUAGAACCUGGUGUUGCAUUACCUCCUCCGGAAAAAUUGAAAAGAAAAAUUCUUAUUAAAAAUAAACGUUUAAAACCGGAAGCUGAAAAACAACAAUUAGACUUAUUUUUAAAAGGUCAAACUGAUGCUAUUCAAGAAGAAAAUGAAGUCACCGAUGAUCCGGAUUUACCACUGGAUAGAGAUGAUGGUGAUGGAUGCUCAGCGAAUAAACCAAACAAUGGCGAGUUCAAUCCAACUACUACUACUACUACUUCUGCCACUACAACUACUACUGGCUCCGGUGGCGGGAGUGAAUCUACAAUAUCUACAGUUCCUGCUCCACAAGUACUUAGUAGUUGUGCUUCUAGUGCGGAAUUGAAAAGAUUACAAUUAAAAAAGGAGGAAGGAAAUUUAACAGCUGAAGAAGAACAAAUAAUGAUGGCUCAUUAUCAUUAUACUGGUGCUACAAGUAGUAUUCAUCCAUUAUUAUCAUCGUUUAUUAAUUAUGCUCAACCUGUAAAAUUUCAAGGAUUUGAUGUUGCAGAAGUGGGUAAUAUCAGUCAUCAAAUGUCUUCAUUCAAUGAAAGUGUCGCAUUGGGUCUGAUCAAGAAAGAUUGUAUUGCAUUUGUCAAUUAUAAUAAACGUCAAAUGAGUCGAAUAUAUCCUAGAGGAAAUCGUGUCGAUUCGAGCAAUUAUAUGCCACAAAUAUUUUGGAAUGCCGGUUGUCAAAUGGUCGCGUUGAACUUUCAAACUCCUGAUUUAGCUAUGCAAUUGAAUCAAGGAAAAUUUGAAUACAAUGGUAAUUGUGGCUAUUUAUUGAAACCAGAAUUCAUGCGACGUCCAGAGCGUCAGUUUGAUCCAUUCUCCGAAUCACCAAUGGAUGGUGUUAUUGCAGCGACAUGUGAAGUGAAAAUUAUAUCUGGACAAUUUUUAUCCGAUCGUAAAGUUGGUACUUAUGUUGAAGUAGAUAUGUAUGGCUUGCCAACAGAUACAAUUCGUAAAGAAUUUCGUACUCGAGUUGUUCCUAAUAAUGGAUUAAAUCCAGUGUAUGGAGAUGAUGCUGUUUUUGUAUUUAGAAAAGUUGUACUUCCAGAUCUUGCUGUAUUACGAUUUGCAGUGUAUGAAGAUACAGGCAAAUUAAUAGGUCAACGUGUUCUACCAUUGGAUGGUUUACAAGCUGGUUAUCGUCAUAUCUCUUUACGUACUGAAGGCAAUUUUCCACUUUCAUUACCAACUCUAUUUUGUCAAGUAUCGCUAACCACAUAUGUUCCAGAAGGAUUGAAUGAUUUAGUCGACGCCUUGUCAGAUCCUCGUGCAUUUUUAAGUAAAGAAGAACAACGGAUGAAACAACUUGCCAGUAUGGGUAUCGACUCGUCAGAAAUCGCUGAUGUCCCAUCAACUGGCGGUGGCAAUGCCAAACGUACUGGAGUUGGUAGUAGCGGUGGCGGUGGUGGUGUUGGUGGCGGUCUUGGUGCUAGUAGUAGUGGUUUUGGUGGUGGUACUUCUGGACAAUUAAGUGGUUCAGCUAUGUCCAGUUUAUCAGGAAUCUCUGGUGAUAUGUCAAAUGCUUCAUCGAAUAGUAUUAAAAAAGAUGAAAAGAAAGAUGAUCCUAAAUUUGAUCCGAUCUCGAUUAGUUUAUUACAAACUGAUAAAAUCUAUCAAAAAUUAAUUAAAAAACAAGCUAAAGAAUUAGAAGUUUUACAAAAACGACAAGAGAAAGAUGCUGUUUCCAUGUUACGCAAUCAUACAAUGAUUACGGAUAAGUUGAAUACAAGUCAUGCAAAAGAACGUUCUAGUACAAAAAGAUCAAUGAAUAAGGAAAAUGGACAAAAUGCUGCUUUACAGGAUAGUCAUCAUAAUCAGAUGUGUGAACUUGUUCGUCAGCAUACCGAUCAAUGGAGUAGUUUAAAAUCAACACAAAUGAAAGAAGUUUAUGAUUUAGUGUUAAGUUUUUUUGAUGCACGUAAAGAUUUAUUAAUUAAGAUUAUGAAAGAGGUACAAGAAGAACAAAAACGUGAAUUACGCAUUAUACAAGAUCGUGAAGUGAAAGAAAUGAAAGCUCAACAAACCAAAGCUUCAAUUGAAUCUAAUCGUUCUGUAAUGAAUGAUCGUAAAUUACGCAAUAAAGCGGAACGUGAUCGUCGUAUCCGUGAAUUGAAUGAUUAUAAUACAAAACGAUUUAUUGAUCAACGUAAACUACAAGCUCAACGCCAUGAGAAACAAACAUUAGAAUUGAAUAAACGUCAUAAUUUCGAUGAACAAGAAAUUAUCAAUGGCAUUAAAAAGGAACGUGAAGAAUUUAUUCGUAAAUAUGAAGAAGAUCUUUUAGCAUUGAAACGUGCAACUGUCAUCUAGAUUGUCCUGUCCAUUCAUUCAUGCUAUGCAUAUACGCAUAUGCAUAUAUACAUGUAUACACAGACACAGACACACACACACACACUAUACACAUUUCUUCAAUCAUGAUAGAAAUGUGCAUUUCUAUCUGAUUGAAUUUUACAACUACUACAUUACAAAAAAAAAUAAGAGUUCUGUUAUUUUUUGGUGUUUGUUUGCUCAUCUUGAUAUUUUGUGCUGUUUAUUACUAAUGUUAUUGUUAUUAUUAUUUCUCAGGGUCGAUAUGAUUCAUUGUUUUUCUCUUUUUUCCUUGUCUACUUACUACCUUUUCUGUGUUGUGAUGUUGUAAUUUUUGUCAAUUUAAUGUUCAUGACACACAUGAUAUGAGCAUUACUACUAUUAUUAUUAUUAGUGUCUCAAGCAUAGACAAUGACCAAAAACUGAAUAUUGGUAUUAUUAUUAUUAUUAUUAUUAUUACCAUUAUUCUAAUCUUUAUUCUGUGCGAUAAUUGAAAUAGAUUUUUGUUCUUGUUACAAAUGUCAACUGCUCACUCACUCUAACUCACCACACUCUUUAAACAUACUUUUGUAAAAAAAAAGAAAACUUUCACAUACUAUUAUAACCUACUUAUAGAUUGUGACUAGUAGUAUACAGAGGAUUUGGACGAAAAAAUAUAUAUAUUGUAUUAUUUAAAUGUAAUGUGGAUUUACAUCAAGUCAACGUGUAUUAUAUAACUAACUAGUCAAUGGACCUUGUCGAUAUUUCCCAAUCUGGAAGAAAUUGUUCAUUUUGUCUUUUCUUAGUCUAACAACAACACAUUGUUUGUUGUUGUACAAUCUAUUUCUUCCUCUCUUUAUUACAUGCACACACACACACACACACUCCUUUGACAAUCAUGUGCUCGGCAUUCGUAUAUACAUAUACUAUGUAUGUAUAUAAAGAUGUAGAAGUCUUGGAGUUGAAAAGUAUUGUCUGUGAUAUAAUAUAACUUGCUACUUUUAAUUCUGUUUGUUCCAAUGUUUUGUUACAAUAUACGGACGAACACAAUUUACGUAUCAUUAUUUACGCACUCCAACACACACACACACACAUACACAUAAUUUGAAUGUGUUCUGUGCAAUAAAUUAUUUUGCCAAUCAAAUUGAAUGUUGAAGAAAUCAACACAGCAAUAUAAUUUGGAUGUUUCUUUUUCAGUAUGUCAUCUGAAAUUCUAUGUUUAAUCUAUGAACAAUAAUCAUCUUGAACAUAUUGAUAAUUAUAGUUUUUUUUGUUGACAAAUUAUCUCUAUACAAGUAGAACUAUAUACUACUUAUUGUUAUGUUAGAUUGUUAGGUUUAUUAACAAGUACAACCAACACAACUAAUAAUAAUAAUAAUAAUUUAAUACAAAGAAAACAGGGAUAUGCCAGUAAGUAAGUAGUUCAUGUGUUAUAUAUGCUUCUUGUAUGUUUGAGAAUGCACAGUGUUACAUUUUAUACAACUAAAUAUCUAUCCUGUUUACACACAUGCACAUACAUACAUACAUAUAUAUUUUCAUUGUAUAAACAUUUAGAGGAAUUAUUUUUUACUAAAACAAAAAUUAAAACAGAAUCUGUUUAUUGCAUAAAUAAUAAAUUAGACAAAUUGAAAAUGGACAGACAAUCUUGUCAUUAAUUAUUCAAUAAUUACUAUUGUAAACUUUCUUGCAUUGUUGUUAUUAUAUUUGUUUGACUAGAGAUUUUGUUGUGUUUUUUCUUAUUGUAUGUAUGUACACUCAAUUGGACAAGAUCAUACACAUACUACACACCUUUUGUGUUUUCAUGUCUCUCUCUCUCUCUGUGUAUGUUUUUCUAACUUGUAAUAGAUUAUUCUUAUUGUUAUUAUUAUUGUAUUUGAUGUGAAUAUACUUUUUCUAUUAUAAUUUUAACUGUAGACACGGCUAUGGGAAAUUGAGAAACAGAAGAAACUAAUGAAUGGACAUUAUGUAAAAUCACGUGUCGUGUGUACUUGCACUUAUUCCAUUUUACAUUUCUUCUUUUAUUUUUCUGUUGUAGUUGUGGUUGUAGUAGUUGUGGUAGUAGUUGUUGUUAUUGUUAUUGGUGGUAUUGAACAGAAAUAACUACUUUAAUUGUACACUUUCUUUUCCAUUGAUAUUGUAUUGUGUUUGUUUUUCAACAACACUCGGGAGAAGCGGAGGGAAGGGAACAAACAAACAAACAUGUCAAACAAAUAGUGACAGAUUUAUUUUUUUUUCUCCUUUCAACAAACUUGAUCAUCAUCAUCAUCAAAUGGUUAGUGUUUAACUUCUUCGUCUUCUUCUUCUUCCUUUUAUUGGUUUUUGUUGUUGCUGUUGUUAUUUGUCUAUUUGUACAUUUGUCUUUCGAUGAAUUUGUUAAUAUAAAAACAAACUACCAUUCAUAAUAUUAAUAAUAAUAAUCAUAAUAUUACUACUACUACUACUACUUCUACUAGGUGUAUAGAUAUGUACUACUACUACUACUACUACUACUUAUAUUUGAA
This is a messenger RNA of Schistosoma turkestanicum, 6235 nucleotides long. The record is from the annotation of a GenBank genome assembly. NCBI's taxonomy places the organism in Eukaryota, Metazoa, Platyhelminthes, Trematoda, Strigeidida, Schistosomatidae.